This is a messenger RNA of Limulus polyphemus (Atlantic horseshoe crab), 2140 nucleotides long. Its product is annotated as band 7 protein AGAP004871-like. NCBI's taxonomy places the organism in Eukaryota, Metazoa, Arthropoda, Merostomata, Xiphosura, Limulidae. The coding region runs from base 1505 to 1741 and encodes 78 amino acids. The record is from RefSeq and is a predicted model, not a curated record. The transcript has 2 exons. Gene Ontology annotation, cellular component: plasma membrane.
UAAUUACAAAUAUGGCGCUACUGUGCGCCGUUUUUGCUGUAUUUAAUUACAGACAAACAAUCUCAUAGUUUUAGUAGUACGUAUAUAGAUAUUACGCCACGCGUUGAGCUGAGUUAUAUCGAUUAUGUUCAAAAUAAUAUUGACAUAAAUAACCUUUGAUGUUGAAUAUACCGAAUCUCGUAAUUUUAUGUGGCUCAUAUGACCCUCCCAUCUAUAAAGUAUUGAUGAAUCAUGUCAUUGUUUUCUAGGCUCUUUGGGCACAAACUGAAAAUUUUAAUUAAAAUGGAUUAAGUACGUAUUUAGAAAAUUUAAUAUUCGGUCCUAGACGAAGUGCGUUUAUAAACUAGCUUCUGAUAUUUUGCAUUCUAUCCGCAUUCAGGUUAUUGCUGUAAGUUCUGGUAAUUUUUCGGCCUUGGACAAAUUAGGAAAUACAUUAAGAACUUAUUUAUAAUGUUAUUGGAAGGUUCACAUUCAAAGUGUAUUGUAAAAGUGGUAUACAUAUAGUCAUAUUAUCAUUGAAUUAAGUAUCAUCCACCCCCCCCCCAAAAAAUAAAAAAUUUCAAGGAUUAAACCACACUUUACAGAAGAAUUACAGAAAGAUCUAAUGGGGAGGGGUGAUUUAAUUGCAUUUUCCGUUGAAAAUUAUUUCUAUAACAUAACUGUCGAUGACUUCAUGGCACUAAGUAACAUAACAGUAUAUUUAAAUUUGUGUUUACUAGUUUCGAAUAUUCGCGCAAAGUUAAACAAGGGAUACUUGCGCUAGCCUAAUUUAAUUUUGAAGAAUAGUUCACUAUUCGAAAGCGCUCGAGUUUUGGGUCUCGUUUGAAAAACCAUUACAACUUUAUAUGUGUUCCUGUGUGCUUACUUCUUAAUCAUAAUAUAAUUUUGAACUUAUAGACUAGAGGGAAGAAAGCUGUUAAACAUCACCCACUACUAACUAUUGGGCUACUCCAAUGAAAUAGUGGGAAUUGACUGUUACUCUUAUAACGCACCAACUGUCCCAAAGUGCUGAGCGCGAUUUUACGGCAACGGAACACGAACCAAGAACCAUCGAAUUUACAGUUACACACGUUAACAACUAGGCCAUUCAAAAUAUGGAUUUACAUCAAUGUGUGUUUAAUUUAUAAUUUUUCCUCUUCAGUAGACCUAAUGAUUGUAUGAUAAUCUCCAAGGUAAGUGAAUAGGUCAGGGUAACAUAUUAAAUGACAGGUAAGUGAGUCAUAGUUAGUGUACCCAUCCUCUUAUUGUAGUUUUGUCACAAAAAUAGUGUACUUUUCAAAACUACAUUCUAUCAUUAUCUGAAUUUAAACUUAUUUAAAAUUGAAAAUAAUAUUCCGAUACUUUUUUGACUGAUAUUAAGGGUUAAAAACCAAGAGUAAAAUAACGAGUGAACCAAUAUUUGACAAAAAAAAGAAAAAGAAAUAUAGCUUCAAAGCAUCCCUUUGAGUUGUUUUUUUAUUCUCACAGAAAAGACGUACGCUUGCCUGUGCAGCUACAAAGAGCAAUGGCUGCUGAGGCAGAAGCUGCCCGUGAAGCACGCGCUAAGGUAAUCGCUGCUGAAGGAGAGCAGCGAGCGUCCAGAGCGUUGAAAGAAGCUUCAGAAGUGAUCGCUGACUCUCCAUCUGCUCUACAACUCCGCUACCUUCAGACACUCGGUUCCAUCGCCACGGAGAAGAACUCCACCAUCGUAUUUCCCAUUCCUCUGGAGCUUUUUAAAGGUUUUUUGAAGAAAGAAGAAUGAAACGAGAACACGAAAUACGAGAAAUCAAAACAGAUAUCAUUAUAACCACAGCUCCGUAUUUCUUCACUAAUGGUUCAAAUACAUCUUUGUAUAUCGUUAUAAAAUAAUACAAAGUGUAUACCAACUGUACGACUACGCCGUCUGGUGUUAGCUUGUCAAACACGUUUGACUUCUGUCAGAUACUUCGUGACAAUUAUUCAUUGGUUAAAAUCAAAUUGUGCUGUGAAUUUAUGUAACCUGAAGCCAGAUAACCUGGUACUUAUUUAUAUUCUUCGUUAUCAGUUCUGUAUUUUUUCUCUUAAUUCAUUAACAAAAAAGUCAUGAAAGAUUUUAUCAUAUCAUCCUUCAUUAUUGUAAUUCGUUGUUGUCUUUUAGUUGUUGUUGUUUUCAUAGCUAAAA